AUGGAGAUGACUCGAGAAGAGUUGAUAUUCGAAUUGGAAUUGAAGGAGCGACAGAUAGAGGAGCUGACCAGAGAAUUGGCGGGAUACAGAAGCUUCUUUCACGGUCGGAAAAUUGCAGUUUCGGCCGAAGUUGCAUCAACGGAAGGUGACUCAAAUGGACUGGAACAUCAAAAAGACCGUCGGUGAGUUCAGUAAAGUUGCUUGAACCCAUAUCCAAACAAAUGCUACCAAUGAUGAAAUCAAAAAUUUUAAGUCUUACCCCAUUUCCAAGGUAUUUUGUUCUUUGUUAUCGCCGAGUAUCUGGUCUCCCCUUAUUCAAUAUUCAAUUUGUUUUUUCCUGGUCCAAUGGAGUUUGUUUUCAGCACUUUUGACAUAAUUGAGUCCGCUUUAUUGGCAAAUGAAUUCCUUUGUCAGUUGGAGCAAUUCCAAAUCGAUGAGAUGAUAAAUGCAAUGCAACCAAUGAUGUUUGCUCCAGAUCAGUGGAUCAUCAGACAAGGAGAGUUUGGGAGUAAACUGUAUGUCUUGGAAGGUAUGGAACAUCAGAUUAAUCAAUCACGAAUCAUGUUGUAGAAGGAAGAGUUCAAGUGACAAAAGACAGUCGAUUCCUGAGAGUUAUGGAAGCACCGUGCGUCUUCGGAGAACUCGCUAUAUUGUAUCAUUGUGAACGAACGGCAUCCAUCAAGUGUAAGGGUUUAUCUUUUGGUUUUGGAAAAAAUUGUAAAAUUUUCUGACACUUCGCAACAUAAUCAAUUUUUGACAUUUUGCCUAUAUUUUAAAAUUAUUUUAUUUUUGGAAAAUUUUGCAAAAUUUGCCAAUUUAUUGGGCCACCUGCAACCUUGCAUACUCCUUUGACUAAUUUGUUUUUGUUAUUAUUUCAAAAUGAUGCUUUCACUCCUAGAAUUGCCUAAUAUAAUGAUGUAUCUGCCAAAUUGUGUCAUUUGCAGCCUUAUGCAACUGUCGGGUCUGGGCGUUGGAGAGGCGAAUCUUUCAUGCCGUCAUGGUUAACACGGCAAAGUCCAAGCAUGACGAGAUGGUCGCAUUGAUGACCAAAUCGAAGCUGCAGAAGAUGUUCUCCGAGGAACAGAUCGAUCUGCUCGCGGACUCUGUGAAAGAUGAGGAAUGGGGGUUUCGAGCCGAAGUGGAUCAGUCUCAUUUGGAAGGGAAAUUAUACUUGGUUGUAUCAGGACAGGUGAGUUCGUUGUUUUUGCGGUGAUAACAGAUAUUGUUUUGAUGUUAUUCGUCAUUCAUAUACGUAGUUUUUGGUUUUGGAAAUUUCGGGAAGCCGAAUAAUUGGUAUGGAAUUUGAGUAAAGGGCUAUAGAGUUUGGUCUUAUUUUGAAGUUCCUCGUUCUAUAAAAAACGGCGGCUCCCCUAGGAAUAUACGAAUAUAUAAACGCAUAUACAUUUUAUAGCCUUAUCUUGCAUAUCGUAACGGUUUUUAUGGUGGUCACAUUUUCCAGACAUUCUUAUAAACAUCAAAAGUAGCUCAGACCAUUGGUUUUUUUGUCUGGAAUGUGUACUCUAAACAGCUGCUGACGUGACUCACGAGUUUCGUUCCACUGUCUGGCCAUAUUCUUGUAUCAAAAAGUAUGGUUGAUGUGCAGAUAGAUGAGAGUGAACCAAAAAGGGGAUGUCUCCGACUUGUCCGUCCGUCAAACGCAGCGAGUGAGUUUGCCGGCUUAUUCUCGCGGAUUCGACACUCUAAGCUGGCAUGGUAGACGAUUGGGGCUUUAGGGCGUUCAAUCGCGUAUUUAUCAGCUUUAUUCUAGUUAUUUUGGACGUUUUUUGGGAUUCGUUCGGAUCGAGAAUCGAACUCUCCUCCUUCGGUUUAGCGAACAAACUCACUACCACUGCGCUAUAUAAACAGUGGCGCUCACAAGAGAAUUAGGGUUGGGAAAAACACGAGAGAAUUAGGGUUGGGAAAAAGGAAAAGAAGAUGGAUGGCUGGGAAAGAUUGAUUUUCUCAAUUUCCGCCCGAAUGUGAUGUGUUCCGACGUCGAAUUGUAAUUUUCAAACAUUCUACCGUAACGCUCCAGUUACACCCAACGCGCUCUAAUGCCGCCAGAAUUCCGGUGAUAAGUAGCGACAUUAAUUAUUGAUGUAGCGUUUUACAAUUUCAUUUAAGCGAAUGUAAUUAGAUGAGAUUCGGGUCGAGAAAGGUGCAUUUCGAGUUGAGAGAACAAUUCAGGGAAAUGUUUGAAAAAAAGACUUUCUUUAGUGACAGCUGUGUGUUUACAAAACGUCAAGACGGAAUUAGCCGAACGUUCGCCGUUCUUCAGAUGCUCUUCACAUGUUCCCUUUGGGCUAUUUUGAAUCCCCGGUCUUUGAGAACUCUCUCCGGAUUAUGUACGGGGGUUUCAUGUGAAAGUGGGUUGAUUCAGGAAGCGGGAUUGAGCGGAAUGGUAAUGAGGCCCGUUAAUGGUUAAAUCGAUGGUACUAUGUCAUGUGGGAACUUUUGAUUUUUAUUUCCUUGUUAAAAGGUGUUCUGUCGAAUGCAGAUCGACGAUUAUAUACAAUUUUUGUCUGUGUUGUUCCAGGAAUCUCAUUUUAAAAGAUGAUCUGUUAAUGGUCAGACUCACGGUCAUUCUCGGUACCAGCAUUUAGAUUUGUGAUUUCUACUGAAUCGGAUGUUACACCAAUCACUUUUAAAAGGAAGUCACGGUCCUACAGUAGUAUAUAAGCAUACUUUGUGCUUCUCCAGUGUAAUAUUGAUGUUUGGUAAAGUUCGUUUAAUCAAUGAGGAAGCUCUUCGGAUGGAAAGUGGAACAUAACUCUGCCUCCAUGCAUGUUUGGUGAAACUUUUCGUAAUGUGUCUUUAGGAAUAGUUAUGCCUCAUUUAUUAUUCGAACGACAGGUGAAAAAGAAGGGGGGAGGGGGUCCAAACAAAAGUAGUGUUACUUUUGUUUGGAGCUGUUAUGUAACACGCAAUUCGAACAAAAUGUUUUGGUCUUGUCAAUGUUGGAGAUGCGUUUGGUUUCACUUGAGGUUUCUUCAGUUGUUACGGGAUUAAUUUGGGCUUAAUGCAGAUAAUAUUAUAACAGCUUGAAGUCAAACGGAUCAUCCGUCCACGUAGUUCCGGCGGACUGUCCUGUUUCUCGGGAGUUCUGGAGCCCUCGGUAAUCUUUAUUCUUUUGUUCAUCCGUUCAUCUGACCAUUCUGUUUCGCAAUGCCCGUGCGAGAAAAGGUUUCGCAAUACAGGAUGUCGCAAUAAAUAUUUGUUUAUGACGCUCUCUGCACUGGUCACUCGGACAAACGCGAAUAAAAAACCGACGUGAGGGAGGAAACAACAAGAGCAUAGUACGAAUCAAACGAAAUGCUGGGGUCCGCUAAGCCGACGAGAGCUCUUUUCGCUUCUUCUAGUAUAUAUUGGGUGGGGGACAGCUGACCAGCAAGUUCCAGUGGUCUUUCUCUUCCCUCCUCCCCUUCAAUAUUAGUAUAGAUUUGUCCCUCACAUGACUCUCUCGCUCCUUUAGUAUACUUUGAUCCCGUCUUCCUAUCGGGCCGACCCUUUAUUCUAUUUUUGGGACAUGAUUUACGGUCUUGUUGGAGUGUUUUCAUGUGUACCCUUCUUCUUAUGACAUUAUUAUUUGAUACUUUUGCACGAAGCUCGUUUAUUCUGCGGAUGUUAAUUAAAACAAGGACUUUUGUGCAAAAAAUGUCGCCAACUUUGCCCAUGUCAUGCUUCCUUUGCGUAUUUUGUAAACUUUGUUCUCCUCGGAUCGAAUUUCAUCUAUUUUUUCCUAUAUUAGAGUGCAGUUUCUGAUUGCAAGCAUGAUUUAUAUUCUUGGUGGUUAAACCAUCUUGUCAGAGUUAUUUUAAAGUUUCGUUGACGCCUUUUUGUUAGUCGUUUUACUAAAUUAUCUUUUUUGCGGUCCGAGUUCGUCACUUUUGGUCAUAAGGGUUCGAGAUUGGAGUAAUUGAAUACUUGGACCGCCGAUCGGCGUCUUGAGACCAGUUCUGGCUGAUCUCAAUUGAACUCUGUCGUGAUUAGAUGGUCUUCUGUCUCCUCUUCGGUAUGCAACACGAAUCCAUGAAAGAAAUAGAGGUGACUCGUACUCGAAGCCGAUUUAUUUCGUUUCCUGAAAGGACACCAUCGCUUGGAUUAUGUUGUUGUUUUGGUCCUUCGCGCCCAAGCACACGUUUCUCGACGCUUCCUUAUCAAUUCUGUUCCACGUUUUUGCGUUGUCCACCUAGCCCAAGUCACGUAACACUGUCUUCCCAUCAUCAAAUGUUUUCUCAACGCCUUUCUCGGUUACAUCGCUCGAUUGCGUACUUGUUCGUUUAAUGGGUCAUAUGAGAGUGUAAAGAGAAGUGUUGUGUUUUCGCUGCUGCAGUGCCGGUCGAUGGAUUUCGUUGACAUGCAGGCUCUCUUCCUAACGUUCUCGAAAUGAGAGAAUCGUUCCAUUAACCAUGAGAAAAGCCGAUCGGUGUUGGGAAGAAAAUCGAUAAGAGAAAAUAUAAUAUUAGUUUACAAAAGUCUCCUUCCCAAUGAGCAGACUCAUAAAUAGUAAUAAAUCAUUUCAGCAAGAAGAGAAGGUUACCCUCGAGGGUCCAAUUACCCAUUUCGUAUACGAAAACUGAUAUGACAAGAAUUUAUUUCCUUAAAAUUUCUCAUCAUUAUUUUGGAAUAAGGGUACGGUAAGGGUGGACUUUUGAUGUCGAGGUUGGACUCGGUCUGAUCCGUCUUGAAUUGACAACCCUAUUUUGUAAACAUACGUGUGUUUACAUUUAGGGUGUUUUUUCAAGUUAUUGUUAGGAUACCAAAAGGAUAUUUGAACUGUAUUAUUUCUAUUAUCGUCUGAUCGAGAAGGUGAGACCAGACAACAGUUGAAUUUGUGCUGGUAAUAAUGAAUUGUAGCUUUUGGAUUGACAUUGAUGGGCAGUUCCGGAUUAUUUAUUUGUUUUUUGCCUCCAUUUAAAGAAUGGCCAUACGUUUGUUAUUGUCGAGUGUAUUUUUUAUUAUAAAGACUUUUGCCGAGACAAAUUACUCUGCUUUUUGAUUAAUAUGGACAUAUGAUUUCAGAUAACCCAACGCCGUAACUCGUCUUACGGUACGGCACCCGAACUUAAGACUCUGACCGCCGGCGAUAUUCUGGGUGACUUUUACGGUCUUUCACUGGCAUUGAGCACUCUCCCCGCCAAUCCAGCACUCCAUUCGCAGAUCCGAGGCGCUGCCGCAGCUCAACGCCCGACUUCGAGGUAAGGAUUACUGUAAUCGAUUACUGUGGAAUGUGUAAUUAUCCCGUAUGUAGUGUUUUUAAGUUGUUUUCUUUUGAGAAUCUAUUUUUAAUUUGCUUUUACACUGCUGUCCGCUUGUUUUGGUAGGCAUUAUAACUUUGGAUAGUCCAAUUUUUAAAGAUUCUUGUAUUUCGAAAUUUUUUUUUGGAGAAACGGGUUCUUUAUCAAUAUUUUUCUCACCCGAAGAUCUUUACUCCCUUUCGUUUAUAAUGACUUUACAGCUAUCGAUCGACCGACUGCUUCCCAUCAUAUCUUCUAGGUAUUAUAAUAUGUGUCUAGGCCCGAGCUGAGUGCGUUUCCAGUACAUGGGAACUAAACUUUGGUUUCGGUGAUCUUAUGACGUCGCUUUCUCUUAACACUCGUGUCUUAUCAUCGGUCUGCUGAAGGACGGCUAGGAAGAGGGAAAGCACGUGCUGCAUGCCUGAGGCGACUUUUAACACCUGAAUCACGUCAACGAUUUCAUUGACAGGCCGCCAUCAAUUUGGCGAGUAUUUUUUCUCAUUUCUUGCAGAUCACAAUUUAAUUUCAAAUUCCAUUUGAUAAUUUCUUAUAUUUUCUUUAUAGUUAGAGUAUUAAAGUUGUACUCUGCUCCUAAUCCCUCUUAUUGAGUUGCGUACGUGUUCUUUUUCCCUUCCUUCCGUGUCCUCCCAUUCGUUACGAGGCCGGAUUAAUGACAGCCACUUAACCUUGUGGUUGUAAUAAAUGUUUUCUCAACUUAUCAUUGAUUUUUCGGGAUACAGUAUCUCGUUUUUCAUCGUGUUUGGUGUCUCCUCCAUUUAAUUAUCACUUCACUUUCAAUUCUUCUCUUCAGUUGAAUUUUUGAGAACCUUGCACCUUCGAACCCUUUAUGGCGUUGAAGUUAUUCUUUGAUCUGACCCCGCCCCAUCUACUGUCCUCUCCAUCUAUGUCAAUGUGCGAUCAUUCCAAUACCUGUCUCCUACGCCGGUUAAGCACGCCGUUAUGGGUGGCUUCAUAUGUUUCGGAGUGGGCCCUCGUCUGCUUUGGUGAUGACUUUCCUUUUGCGUUGGUCUCAACAAGUUUUUACUCAUGCAGCUCCAAAAACUGCGCUUAAUCGAUCACACGCCGGUUACGAUCUUCAUUAUGAGCGUAGUAAUUGAUAAUAAGUGAGCAGUUGAUCUGCAAUGAGUCAUCACCUUGUUUAUCUAUGAUCUUUCGGUUUCUGCGAGUAAUGAGAUCUUUCAAAGACUAACACGCGAUUGGUGUGCACUUACGUCUACAAGCAAUCGUAUUUAAAGUCAGAGCUUAUUCAUUUUGUCAUUUAUUACCCGUCGUGCCCCAUCUUGUAUUUUUGUGUUGCUAUCUCUCUGUACGUAUACUAAUCCUUCGGUUAUUAUACUGUAUUUACACUGAGAAUGAAUGUUUGCGAUCUAAUGAACCUCUGGACAGGUGUUAUCUUCCAUCGCAAAAAGUAAACCUUUCUUGAUGACUCCUUUUACAGUAACUUUUAAUGGUCAACCUUGAGAUCAUUCAGAUCUUACUGUAGCCUAAUGAGUUUGAUAAACAACUUGUCAUUCUUUGCAAGACUUUUGACGUUUUUUAUCGUUUCCUGCAGGCGUAUACAUGAGCAUCAUCUUCGCCAUUCAGAGUUCAUUAGGCUCCCCCGCAGAGCAGAACCUGACACUUUCAUAACAAGUUUAUUUUCCGUAUAAAUGAUUCCUUUUACAGUCUCUCGAGCUAAUUGACGAAACGGCAAAGGCCUGUUAUCAGUAUUAUCAGCGGGUCUUUAUUUGAGGUAACCGUCGAGUCUCAUGUCUCUGGAUGCCUCGAACUCUUUGAGUUUUUCAUUUUCUCGCUUUUCUUUUGCCUUUUUGAGGCAAUGUCUGGUACUUUGAUAGUCUUGCAGAAAACUUUGGUUCCCUCGCAAAAAAACACGUGAUUUUGAAUUUAUGUUGUGAUACCGAUGAUACGAGUAAUCCCCUUGCAAAAUAUUUGUGUUUUCAGAAACAACAACGUUGGAGAACGUUACUUCGUUGACUCCGUUGAAGGUGCCCGUCUGAUCGUCAUGCUGGUCGAACAAAUUUGUCGCACUUUGGAUAAUACCUCAUUAAUAGACGAGCCGUCGGUCUCACAGAAAAGGUAUGUUUAUUUAAAUUUAUAUUUAUAUUGGGGGGUUUAAAGUAACUUUUGAAGAUAGAAAUAGUUUUUUUUAUUACCUAAAUUGGAAUGCAGCGGUUUCCAAAUAAAGAUCAUAGGAUGGGAAAUGACUGUAAUGGGAGCUUGUUUAUGACAUCUUGCAAAGGAAUGGGAAUUUGUUUUAAAAUCGGCAUAUGUUUGCAAUUCCCAUGGGAAAAAUUACUGCGAGCCAUAGUUGUCCAAAAUUACAGUACUGCAAACGAUAUGCGGAAAUUGCUUUAAAGUAACUGGAUUACAAUAGAAAACAUUUUCGGCCCAACGUCUUCCCGAAAAACAUCUUUUUUUUCACACGUUUAUGACACUAUUAGGAUAAAAAAGAUUCUAAAAAACAAAGCGUAUUCCCAGCGUGUAGAUUGAAUUGUUAGUCGCAGGAUGUGUUCCCUUGAGCUCUGUCGAUUACAUUACCCGCCAAUACCUGCGACCUUUUGCCUUUCCCAGCAAUUAUCCCAUGUUUCCUGAAUGCUCGGAUAAAUUGCGGAGUCUGCGCUUUUGUGACACCUGAAAAGUGACAAAACUCCAAUGUUCGGUAAUCGAAUUGGAGAUUAUAUUAUACAAUAAUCGAACAAGGAGAAUAUUGGAAAUGACUAACCAGAGGUGUAAGAACCCUCGGAUUUGGAACCAUUUGCAUACAAAAAUAGACUCGACAACCCAAUUACAACAAGAUUAUUCGACGGAGAGCACUUGGACAAGACUUCAAUCCAAUCGAAAGCCCUUCGUUUGAUUAGUAGCCGCAUUGCCCUCAGAUUCGGUUGUUCUUUUUCCUCGUUCCAUUGUGGUUAAACGUCAAAAGGUCGAUCUUUUCUGUGGACUUCCUUGUUAUCAUCCCAUUCAUUCCAUUCUCUGAUCUGCCAGCAGUCACUCGAUAUCCCCCCUCUCGGGGCGAUAAAUAACUUUUGUCAGGCCAAGGCCUAAUUUAUACUUUGUGCCUUAUCGCCAAACGCUUAUUUUUCUUAUCAAAGGCCACUAGAGCACUUGAUACGCAUCCGCAUUUUAUUUAUAGCCCGCAUACGGUAACUUUUCCAGGUCCUCACUAGGGUUGUCGUUUUUUGUGUGUCAAUUCGAGACUAAAUAUUUACUUGUGGUCUUUGUUUUUGUUUAUUGGCCUAUCAAUUAGAUUGGGUCGCAUAAACGUCUCAAAAAUCGUGUCCUCCGGCCUUGUUGUACAAACAUUUCGCGCUUUCAUUUGUGAUUCUGAUGGUGAAAUUGAAUUAGUCAUGUCUCAUUAUCAGUCCUCCGUUUUCUCCUCUCGUGUCAAGUUCGAAUAGAUUUAUUAUAUUCCAUUGAACUCUAGGCCUUUGCUUCACGUGGAAGUGCAAGGAGUGCAUUCUGUCUGUAUGCCGGAGUUUAAAACCCCAUAAACUCUUAUGGAGUCGUUUUUCAUUCAUGGUUCAUUUGGGGUGAUCUCCAUUCUCUUUCCUUCCUUCCCAUGUCCAGUGUUCGAGGGCUUGAAGCCCAGUGCGCGAGUUUGUCUUCAAGUCCCAGGGCCCCGCCCUCGUUUUCUGGGCUUUCCUUUAUUCCGCGAGCAUCUUCUCCUUCUACUUGUAGAUCUCGGUUUUCCGCACAAACCAGCGCAGAGCAAGCUGGAGCUGCUCGCCGCUGUUGCUCGACUACUGGAAAAGGCGUGACUCCAUGUUCUGAAGACGUCGCACAGAGGUCGCGCACUCCUUCCCUCAAGCUCCCCGCCCGGCGAUCAACCGGGCCCUUCCCCUUCGUCUUCCAUUUUUUUGAUCAUCGCCUUUUCACCUUCACCAAUUUGGAAGGCUUGAGGAUCCUCCUGUGGAAGAUAAGGGUUGAAGGUAGACGGAGGCCAGGUCAGACAAAACACUUUCUUGGUCUCCCAAACCCUUUGUUCCACGUAUUUCUCCUUCCCAUUUAUGCGAGAUGGGUUUAUUCGGAUGCUUCGGGAUCCCGAAUUCGGCCCAGAAGUUGGCCCUUUCGCAGGCUCAAGCGUCCCUCGAGAUUUCCUUUGAGAAACCAAGGUAAGUGUCGGUGGAUGGUCAUGACUUGCGCUUUUGAGACCCUUAAGUCAUCCCGAGUAACUUUCUCGCAAAUGUAAAAAUUAUUUACAGCUUCUAGCGAGGUGUUCUCCAUAAUCGAGUAUUUUUGUUCUGCUUUUUACAAAUUCCUGAUGUCUCUUAUCUAACGCAAAAUAUCCGGCUCUCAAACGUUUGGAGAUCACAGUUUUGCAUCCUGAGGGAUUUCCUUGCAACGGGAUGCUGUAACCGGAGUAAUCCCUGACAAAUAUUUACCCGAAAGGCAUAAACCGGUUGCAUUCGAAUACCUCAUCCCCUCCCCUUCCCAGCUGAAUCAGAGGUCUUUAACAAACAAAUCACUGGUUUUCGUGGUCCUAUUUCUGAUUUUAAUCAGAUUUUCUGUUCCCGCGCCUCUGGUAACAAUCAAAUUAGCACGUUUGGAGGAGACUGAUUGUUCCAGAACCGCCGUUCACUCAUCCCCUUCCUUAAGAUUUAGUUAUUUUCGGCACGGAAAACUUGUUUCGGCAAAUGCAUAAAAAAAAGCGUUAAUAAGUGGAUUACUGUAUUUCCGGCGAGAACCCUCGGUUCGAUCCUUUCGAUCCGAGCCCUUUGAAAUCGUUUUGAAGUUUUUCGGACGUCAUGUGAAUGUCGAGGGAGCAAGAGCAUUUACUUUUUCAUUAUAGUUUGUUCCCCUAAUUGCAUAAGUAGUCUAAAAUUGUCUGUUUAUUCCAAAAAUGAUGACAUUUUUGUGCUUCAUUGCUCUCUGAUGCUUGCCUUGACCAAUAUCGUAUCGUUUCGGCCCAACCUUUGGCCAAGCGGACUCUCGAGUGCUCAUGAAUCGAGAGUUUUCUCCCUCUUCAAACCAGGUAUUCGAAUACCUCGGCUAUAUGUGUCUAUCCCAAGAUAAACAAUUAUCUUCCCCCUCAUAGUCGUCACAGGAAAAAAUACCUCGGUUAUUUAAAGUGACACCCGCUGUCCUGGGGUCGUUUUCGGUCCCUUUCCAAACCCUCCGGACCUCAAAACACCUGACGCGGAAAAGAAUGCGAACAGAUGAAUAAUUGAGGGCAUUAUUUAACCAAAGUCACAGCUGCGUCAAUACAGUGAUUUACGUGAGAAGAGUGGCACGCUUUCCAGAUUUGAGCCGGGCUCAAGCAAGUAGCAAUUGUUACGUUUCUCAUCAUUAAAAAGUGUCCAGUGGGGGAAAGAAACAAAAACAUUUGAUUUACAGCCUUUUCUUUUCAGCACCGCUGACAUUGACGAUGUGGAACUCGCUGAUCUCAAGACCGUCGCCACACUGGGUAUUGGUGGCUUCGGUCGGGUGAAUCUGGUCAAACACUUUGACACUGAGAAGGUCUACGCUCUCAAAAUCAUGAACAAGGCUCAUGUGAAAGAGAUGAACCAACAAGAACACGUCCUCAAUGAGAGAAAUAUCCUCAUCUCAUGUCGUUGCGACUUCAUUGUCCGUCUUUAUAAGACUUUCCGAGAUGCGGAACGUCUCUACAUGCUGUUAGAAUACUGCCCUGGAGGCGAGGUCUGGACCAUGCUCAGGAAUUGGGGCCGCUUCGACGAAUUGACUGCCCGAUUUUACUGUGCCGCUGCCCUGGAGGCAUUCGAUUAUUUACAUCGUCGCUGCAUCAUUUAUCGUGAUCUCAAGCCCGAAAACAUGUUAUUGGACAAGAACGGAAUCCCCAAAUUAGCCGACUUUGGGUUCGCGAAACGUCUAAAGUCCGAGAAUGCCAAGACCUGGACAUUCUGUGGCACUGCCGAGUAUGUGGCCCCGGAAAUCAUCCUCAACAAGGGUCAAGACACAGCUGUCGACAUCUGGAGUCUGGGAAUAUUCAUGUAUGAAUUGAUCUCCGGCACUCCACCCUUUGCCAGCACUGAUCCCAUGCAUACUUACAACUCUAUCCUCAAGGGUGUGAAUUCGUUGGCAUGGCCCAGGUAUAUCAGCGAUCAGGCUAAGAGUUUGAUCUGCAAAUUCUGCCGAAAAGAUCCUGCUCAACGAUUGGGUUACGGGAGAAUCGAAGACGCGAGGAAAGACGUCUGGUUCCAGGGAUUUGACUUUGUCGCCUUCAGGAAUCACACAAUGAGACCUCCAAUCAGGCCAAAGGUAAGAUCCUGAUCAAUAUUUUGAAUUUAUAUUGAUGUUAGAAUAAAAUUGACUGAAUAUUUAUGCCAUAUUUACUAAUUCUCCUUUAUUUCCAGAUCCGAAGUUCAACAGAUACACAGAAUUUCGACCGAUAUCCCUCGACCGACAACUUUUCCACGGGUGAAGAUGAGACUGGCUGGGAUGCCGACUUCUAA
Molecule: messenger RNA, 11668 nt
Organism: Bursaphelenchus xylophilus (pine wood nematode)
Lineage: Eukaryota; Metazoa; Nematoda; Chromadorea; Rhabditida; Aphelenchoididae
Source: the annotation of a GenBank genome assembly